ACCUUGAAUGGUGUGACCAUAACGUAUAGAAUCUGUCCGUAAGUGAGUGAUACAGUACGGGGACCAGACUUAAAGAUGAGCAGUUUGGUACCAGGUCCGAUAUUUGUUACUACCGGAUUGAACCGGAAUUCAACUCCGACACCACCAGAUACAACACCAGCACAGUUAGACAGGAGAUACCGCAGAACUGACUUCAAUGGUCACGAGUGGCCAUGUGAUAGUCCUGUAUCUAGAGCAUAUGAUGUAGCUAACACCAGUACUAAACUUAUCAUACUCAACAACAAGUACGGAAAGAAAGGGACAAGAUUAAGGGGCUAUUACACAGGACCUCAAAAACCAGAAAGACAUGUUGAUCCAAAUAGACACAGAGCGGAGUCACCUAGAAAUCCAAGAUUUCACACAACGUGUUUUGAUUCUAGUUCACCAAAAUUUGAGCCAACCAUAAAGACAGAACUGGAAUGGGUAAAUUCAAGUCACAGACCUCCAAAUGCGUUGAUAGGUGCAUAUUUACAUGAAUCUCGUCAUUCUGUGAAUCCAAGACGUCAUGCAUCAUGCAUGGCAACCCCCGACUUGCCAUACGAAGAUAUAAGAUCUAGGAGUCGUAUGUCAUUGCCGCCAAACAGAUACUUCACUAAUAGUGAGUUCUCUGACAUGAGUAUAGGUGAGAAGAUUUACCUGUGGAGUAUAGAGAAAAUCUACAACAUGGACAAGAUGAAGCAGUUAAAGCAAGAACAAUAUAAAAAACUACUAGAUAUGGAGGCCAAGAAAGGUUACCACGGUUACAAAGAAUAUUCCAAAUAUAUGCGAUACAUAAAUAGUGCUAAAGAUCGCAGCUAUGGAACUGGGACACCGUCAGACAAAAGGUCAAGGUCAGCUUGUUCACCAAGGUCACAAAGGUCAAAGAGUGCCACUAGUCGGACAAGUCCUACAAAAACUGAAAGGUCUGAAGAAGAUCAUCAAGAAAAAGAAAACAAACAAGAGAGACCAAAAACAUCUUUAGGCCAUUCUAGACAGGAACCUUUGAAUGACAGCAAACCACCUGCUGGUGAUACUAAAAAUAGAAUAUCUUCCGCAGAUAGCCGUAAGUCUCCAUAUGGUAGCCAAAAAAGUCUACAGAAAUCUCCUUCUUCUAGUCGUAAAAGUUCUGCUAAAUCUGCAAGGUCAAAUUCACAAAGGUCAUUAAGGUCAAGGUCAGAGAGUAGGGCAUCAAGUGCAUAUUCUGCAAAGAGUGUUGGAAAAACAAAUGGUGACCAGUCUGAUUCUUCAUUAUCAAACCUUGAUAGUGGUAAGCCUCAACUACACACAGAAGGAAAAGAUAGACCGAAAUCAAGAUUGGGCCACCCAAAAGCAGACAGCUCAAAUCAGAGUGAUACAGAUAAGGAAUUAGAGCUUCCAAAAGGGGGAAAAGGAGAGGUUAUACAUUUUGAGGGUGUAGACAGGCCAAAAUCACGACUAGGUCAUCCAAACGGCCAAAAUACAGAUAGAGACUCCCUUCACUCAUCCACACUUAGUAUUAAAUCUGACACCAGCAGUUAUAGUCAUGAUAGUGGUGUAGAAAAUGGUAGAAAAGAAAAGAAAAGAAAUCAAUCAUCCGAUAGCAGCAGUAUUAGUUCAUUAGAAAAUAGGAGAAAUAAUCAGGAUCGAAGACGUAAGACCGAACAACCAUCUGUACAAUCCAGACCAAAUCGGAUAAUGGGAAGCAGAUCGAGCGUAAGCAGUAAGUCGUCAGCGAAAAAUGACACGGAUAAUAAAAGAAAUGAAAAUCAAAAUAAAGGACAUAAAAGUAGUGAAAAGGUUGAUAACAAAGAUAAAAUAGGGAAAGAUGUGAAAGUUGAAUCUGCAGGGAAAGAUGCCAAGAUUCAUAAAAUUCCAAGUGCCUCUUUUGCUGAAGAAGGUACAGUUAAUGAUGAAAAAACAGCAUAUAAAACUGAUGACGAAAAAGUGACAGAACAGAAGAAAGAAAAAGAAAAAUCAGAUGCAGAAAUGAAAAACUCUAAACAAGCCACUAUAAAUGAAGAAGAAAACAAAAAAGAUGAUACAGUUCAACCUGACCAAUCUGACAAUAGUAAAAAUGAUACUGAAGUUAAGGCAGAAGAACAUCCUGUUGUAAAAGAAGAAAAAUCAGAAGAUAAAAAAAUUGAAGAACAAGAGGAAAUCAAGGAUAAUGUAAAUGAUAAAGGAGACACUGACACUGACAAAAAUAUUAAUAAAAAAGAAGAUGAUAAGAUUGAUGCAAGGGAAACAAAGGCUGGAGAAGACCAAUUGGAUAAUGAUAAACCUGACACUGAUAUAACCAUUAAAGUUGAAGAAAAAUCUGAAGCAAAGGUGGAAAACACUGAAACCCAAGAAAAAAAUAAUGAAACGCAAGAAAAAGUAAAUGACACGCAAGAAAAAAUCCAUGGAACACAAGAAACAGAGCAAGAAAAGGCCAUAGAUGAGGCAACUGAUAAAGAAAAAAAUAGACUUAGCAAACAAGAUUCAUUUGAAGAAGAGGAUGAAGACAGAAAAGUGAACAAAGAUCUAGACAAAAUUGAAUAUUAGAAAACUAACUAUAUUGCUGCUUUUAUUUAAUAAGCAAAUGGAUGUAGAAUUAUAGAAAUCAAGAUAUGUUCCAGAUUUUUUUUUGCUUGAAUGUUAUAAAAUUAAUAGAGUUCUAGUAUAAGCUGUUCACAUUUCAUCAAGGGAGAUCAUUAUGAUUUAAAUGUAAAACAAACAUUGCUUCACUUCAGAUGAUUUAUUAUUUAUAUUGAUGGAAUUAGAUGGUUGAAUUGCUAUAGUUUUUUUAUUUUAUAUCUUUAAUCCUUUUUUCAACAUAAUAAUUGUCUGUUUUGUCUUGAGGUGGGCUCAGUUAAAUAAGUUGUGUGCUAAUUUUCCCAUUGCUUGUUGAUGCAUUUCAUUAGUUGUUCUGUUUUUUAUACAUUUGUUUUUCUAUGUAUACUUUUGGUCCUUAAGGAAUCCUUUAGUGAUAUGAGAACUGUAAAAGAAAUGCAAAGCAUAGCAAAAACUAAAAUGUUGCAGGCUCAAGUUGCGUAACAGGUUGGUCAGAUUUACAUAUUUUUUUUAUAUACGAAUACUUAAAGAAAAGAUAUUCUUGUCAUAGAUUUCAUGAAAAGGCUUUAAUCUGUUAUCACUAUCAGGUUAUUCCAUAUUUUUUAUCUAUCCUGAGCUUGGGAUAUUGAUUUUUUACUACAACUCUCUGAUGGUAAAUUAUUGUUAAAUUUUUAUAUUUUUUGAUCAUAGCGAAAAUUUCUUUAUGUUUUAUCAUUAUUUCUUAUUUUCUCCUUUAGCUAAACUAGCAUUUUAGAGAUAUUACUGUUACAUUUCAUUUAGGACAUUUUUAAUUUUAUCAUUCUGCAUUUUUCUUAUGUGCCUUAAAAGGUAUUUUUUGUCUAUAAUGUGUGUGUGACUGCUGAAAGAUAACAAAAUAUCUAAAUGUAUAUGCUUAGCUUUCUUGUUUACAGAUGAAGCCUUGAUAUUUUGAAUAUUUUUAGUUUUAAUUGAGAAAUUGCAAAAUAUGAUUUUAUAAUCUACUCUGAACAGUUAGAUAUACAUGUAUUAUUAAACCCUUAAUCAGCUGAAUAUGACAGUUAAUGGUCAAGUAGUUUCAAACCACUUGCCCCUCUCUGCUUUAGAUUUGAAUACAACCUGGACAUUGGAUUUUUUCAUUUGAGGAAGCUAUCUAUCUACUAUGCCCAUGACUGCAAUAAUGUAUGGAGGGGCCCCUGAGGUAUUUCUCAGCCAGUAGGGCUGGUAAGUCGCCAUAUGACCAUUACUGUAUUGGUGCAACGUAAACCUAAUGGAAAAAAAUAGAAACUGGUUAGAUUGCACAUUUGUGGCAGGGUAAGGGUUUACAAUGCAACAACCUUUUUCAUUAAGUUCUGAAUGUUUUGGAUUAAUUGUUUUUUUUUUAUUUCACUGUUAUUUUUAGUGUAUGUGUUGUCACCCUUAUUUUGAGAUAUGGCAAAAAAUGUUAUUUUUUAUUUUGAAGACGGCUUAAAACCAAAGACGCUAUUUAAAUUUCAAGAAGGAAUCAGUUUGCAUUAUAUUGGUAGUGUUGGUUAUAAAUAUUUAUGACAGUUAUAUGGCACACUUAUAAUAGAAACAGAUGCAUGGUUAUUUAUAGCCCUAGGCCAGAGAUAUUUAACAAAAUACUACAUGUAUUUAAAAAUAAGGCCAUAUAACCUGUUAGAAUUGUUUUUUUCAACAACAGUUAUAAUUUUGUAUAAUUACUUUAUCUUAAUUUUUCCUUUUUUUUUAUUGAAAUUGAAAUUUUGUUAUAAAUUUACAGCGGUGUAUGUAAUUAUAUACACACCAUGACUUUCCACGGAAAAUUGCUGUUACAAACAUGCAUAAUUAUAAUAACCAAUGAAUUUUUUUGAUGGAAAUGUUAGAUAUCAUCAAAGCUUCAGCUGUGAUUUACUUAAAUGUGUACAUGUGUAUAUUUUCAACUUUUUUUAUUAAAUCAAACAAAGUCAAGUUUACAGUAUUUUCAUAAAAUAUAGUACAUUUGUACUGUUUAUGUAUAGCCAUAGAUAAAUAUAUUAUUUUUUAUUUACACAGGAAAUAUUUACUUUUAUAUACCUUAUUUCCUCCAUUAUAAGGCGGGAAUUUUUUCUUCCAUUUUGAAGACAAAAAGUGUAUUUUCCAUCUUAUAAGCAUCAAUGAUGUUGGCUAAAAUUGUUCUUACUUUAAAAUUUUGAUUUAAGAAUGCUAUUAGAAUGCUAUUUUCCUGUGGGCAUUUUUUAUUACUAUUUAAGAUAUAUGUAAAUUGUAUAUUCACAAAGUGCCCUUUUAGCACCAUUUUUAGCUUGAAACAAAAUUAAUUUACCCCUUUUAUUCUUCUGUAUCUAUAAUACUGCCUUGUUCACAAGUCAUUUAUUUGGAAAGGUCCAUUAUCAAUUUUAGGGGAUAUCAAGAUGAAAUUUUAAAGUAUAAAGUAAAUUAGCCAAUGGUAAAGCGCCUUGUCAAGAAGGUGCAUGUACAUAUGUACGUACAUAUAUGUAUAUGUAAAUGCUCUGUGCAUAUAUACAUAUUCUGUACAUAUGUACAUGCUCUAAACUGGUGAUGAAAGCUGUAAACCUUUUGUUCAAGCAACUUUAGGUUAAAGAUUGGGGCAGCAAACAUAAAAAAAAUUUGUAUUCUAUGGUAACUUUUUAUCAUUUGUUGUAGUUUUUUUUUGCCAAUUUGUUGAUAUGUAACUUUACAUAAUAAUCUUUACAACAAGUAAAUAUUUGUGACUGAAACUAGAAAAAAAUGUUCAUAUUUUAUUUGUUUUCUAUGUAGUAUUUGAUAUAUACUGUCAGAUUGACUGUUAUUUGCAUUUUUAACUUUUAUGUAUUGAUAUGAGCUGCGUCACGACAAAACCAACAUAGUGCGUUUGCGACCAGCAUGGAUCCAGACCAGCCUGCGCAUCCGCGCAGUCUGAUCAGGAUCCAUGCUGUUCGCUUACCAACUCUAUUAAAAAUAGAGAAACUGAUAGCGAACAGCAUGGAUCCUGAUCAGACUGCGCAGAUGUGCAGGCUGGUCUGGAUCCAUGCUGGUCACAAACCCACUAUGUUGGUUUUGUCGUGACGCGGCUCAUAUAAGAUAUAGUAUUUGUAAGAUAACUUUAUACUUGUAAAUUAUUUGCUAGAACUUUUGAAAUAAACUAUCUCAAAUAUA
Messenger RNA from Ruditapes philippinarum (Manila clam), 5661 nucleotides. Its product is annotated as dentin sialophosphoprotein-like. NCBI's taxonomy places the organism in Eukaryota, Metazoa, Mollusca, Bivalvia, Venerida, Veneridae. The record is from RefSeq and is a predicted model, not a curated record.